AAGGCAAAAAGACAAAAAAUAAAUAAAAUAAAUAAAUAAAAUUAUUUUGCUUUAUAAGUUUGAUGGUAAAGGCAUAUUCCUUCUACCUAGAUUACCUUGGGUAAUUGCCUAGGUAAGAUACAACCUUACGUAGUAUUUAGUUGAACAGACAUCUCUGAAAAGGUGAUCCCUGCUUUUCAGCCACUGGAACGGUAAUUCUGGAUAAUUCUGCCUGGAUCUUCAUGCAGCCAGGAGGCCUGAGAUCCACCAGAUUCAUCACUGACAUGGAGGAAAAGUCAUGACCUGAAAAUUUCCUGGUUCAAGCCCUCCAAACCCCCCACUGUGUGACUUGAGGGGAGUUUCUCUCAAGGCUCGGGCUCUUCGCCUGUCUCAUGGGAUAAGGAUUGCAGCCUUGGCUACCAGACUGCAGAGUGGGGAAGCUGGUGGGAGAAGGGCCCUCCUGCCCCUUCCUCUGCAAGGGAGGCCGCCUGGCAGGGGACAGCCCACAGGGAGGGUGCGGCCAGGCGUGGCCUCCGGUCACCCCUCCUCCGGGCCGCCCUGGUGACAAGGCAGCGAACCUGCACUAGAACUGGGAACUAGAGACAUGAACAAGAUCUUCCCCCAGGGGGAAGGCAAUGCUGCUGCUGGACCCAAAGCCCUCUCUGGAGGGGAAGACUGCAGCCCUCCCUGCUGCUCGCGCCAAGGGGCCUGCCUCUCCGCCUUCCUGCUGCUCCUGCUGGCAACUCUUGGAGCUCUGAUCGCCCUGGUUGCCAUCCUUGGACCCCCACCUCGCACGCCAGGAGCCCAGGCCUGUGUGACGCCGCUGAACAGGACGGGCUUCCUGUGCCACAACCGGAGAAGCUGCAUCCCGGCCAGCAGGGUCUGCGACGGUGUCCCUACCUGUGCCCACGGCGAGGACGAGGAGGAGGCCUUGUGCCGAGACGUGCCCCAGAGCCUCCCCAGCUUCCUGGUGGCACACUGUGGAGACCCCGCUUUCUGGAUCUACUCAGACCAGAAGUGUGAUGGGUUCAACAACUGCGGGGACUGCUCGGAUGAACUGAGCCCAGUGACGACGUGCCCACCCUGUGGCCCUGAGUGGUGGCGCUGCCCCUCGACCGUCUUCAAAUAUUGCACCUGCAUCCCCAGGAGCCUCUGCCGGGAUCACGUGCAGCACUGCUCCGACUGGUCAGACGAGUACUCCUGCCCUGGACCUUGAGUGGGUCGCCGAGGCCAGAGUGGGCAGCUGGUUAAAAUGGCACUGAUAACCCCCCCACACACACAAGAGCUAGGAAUCCAAGUGCACAAGGGCAGGAAGGAGCCUGUGGGAUCAUCUAGUGGGAUCUACACACCGUUGCCUCUGAAUAAGAAUUGCCUCUCGUGCUUUCGAGGGUUUCAGCCUCUGCUUGAACCCUUCCAGCGACGGGGAGAUCACUACCAUGUCAAGUAGCUCCUAGCAAUGAUGAGAGAACCUGCUUCCAUGAUUUGAAGCUUGUCUCUGGGUCACAUGGAGGAAAGAUGCCCCUCUACUCUGAGACAGGCUCUCAGAUACUGACCUUGUCGCCCCUUGGGGAAACGUUAAGUCUUGGGCUCAAACACCAAGCUGAAAGUUUAUCCCUUUGUAGAUGGCACAGUUAUGAAGUAUAUACCACUUCCUGCCCCUUUGGUACCUGAGGCAGAUACCGCUGAGCUUGGCUGCAGCUUUCGUGUCUUUCUCACUCAGUAAUCCUGGUGGGCUCACUGACGGAUCAGAGGAGAUGCACGUGAGAUGGGGUAUUGUCAUCCCGCCACUAGGAAGCCACCCCAGGAGGCUCUGAGCUGUAAGAAGAGCUUGAGGAGCCCCUCCCUACCCCUUGACUAUCCCUCCUCCCGCCUCCCACUCCCACCCUCAUGCUGUGACCAGUUGCCCCAAACAAACAGCCCAGGGUCCUUCAGUUAGGGAUCGUAUUUUGGUCCUGGAGCCUGAGUCAAAGAGCUGUUUCUUGACAUACCUUUUCUAGUUUCAUAACAGCAGGCAGGCAAGGAUGGAUAGCCCCAUUAAACAGAUGAAGAGACUGUGGCCCAGACAGAGAAACGACCAGGAUCACACAGAAAAAUCAAGGCUGGAACUGGGACUCAAACACAGUCCAUGGUGUCCCAGUUCCAAAGUCUUUCCUGCUACCAAUGUGAUUCUAUCUUGGCCAGGGUGGAGGCAGUGUCUGUGGCUUAUUUAAAAGGUAGUUUGAGAAGCAGAGUGUGGCAUCUUUACUCUGAAAGCUGCACUGGGAAUCUGGCCAAUGGGAGGAACAAGGGAGGCAGACGCAGCCCCCCUGGAAAUUAAUAAAAUCAGUUCUAUGUAUCAGUCUUGUGUGAUUUUGAACGGAAAAUGGGCAUCCAAGAAAUGGGUCAGCUCUGGUUCAUUCCACUGCCACGUUCAUCCAUUCAUUCACUUACGAAACAGUCUCUGCGCCUGCUCUGGGCCAAGCCAGGUGCCAGGUACCCAGAAGUGAACAGGCCUGGAUCCAGCACCCGAGGAGCACAGGGGCUCAUGGAGGAGACACCUCACACUGGGAGGAUGGGUGGGACAGCAGGAAAUGCAGGGCUGAGGGCCUUCUUGGGAGCUGGGAACAGUCAUAUUUCUGACUCGGAUGACCUGAGGGCCAGCUCCUAAAACAGGGUGCCUGAAGGAUCCUGCCCAAGGGAGGGUCAGCCCUGGGCUCUGGCAUCUUUGGCUGAAUUUCUCUCCAGGUGUGGUCCUAAAAAAACAAAUUCAAAUGCCAACAUGUUCCUGAUGCCCUGAGCAUCAGUUGUUGAAAACAAGGCUGGAGAGAGGCCAUGGGAAUAGGAGCCCAUGUUUGUUCACACUAGUCAGCUGCGGGAGAAGCCCAGUUCCUGCCAGGAACUGCUGGUGCUGAGUUGGUCCCCGCAGGAGAGAGGCAGGGAGAAUCCAAGGACAUCCAGUCCUGGGCUUCUUCAGUGGGUUGUGGCUUCCUCAGAAAAAUGCCCAGU
This is a messenger RNA of Sus scrofa (pig), 2964 nucleotides long. It is a transcript of the gene LDLRAD1, whose product is annotated as low density lipoprotein receptor class A domain containing 1. The record is from RefSeq and is a predicted model, not a curated record. NCBI's taxonomy places the organism in Eukaryota, Metazoa, Chordata, Mammalia, Artiodactyla, Suidae. Gene Ontology annotation, cellular component: plasma membrane. Gene Ontology annotation, molecular function: protein binding.